Athene cunicularia (burrowing owl) is the source of this 6991-nucleotide messenger RNA. It is a transcript of the gene PLCXD3, whose product is annotated as phosphatidylinositol specific phospholipase C X domain containing 3. Gene Ontology annotation, cellular component: synapse. The record is from RefSeq and is a predicted model, not a curated record. The coding region runs from base 1 to 900 and encodes 299 amino acids. Gene Ontology annotation, biological process: lipid metabolic process. Lineage: Eukaryota; Metazoa; Chordata; Aves; Strigiformes; Strigidae. The transcript has 3 exons. Gene Ontology annotation, molecular function: phosphoric diester hydrolase activity.
AUGUCAUCUCCUAAAUACAGGAAGACAACGGCAGGCUCUCAUGAUUCAUUUAGCUUCUACAUCGAUGAAGCCUCUCCAGUUGGGCCUGAACAGCCAGAGACGGUCCAGAAUUUUGUGUCUGUUUUUGGGACUGUGGCUAAAAAGCUGAUGAGGAAGUGGUUGGCUACACAAACCAUGAACUUCACUAGCCAGCUGGGGGCAGGUAUACGGUAUUUUGAUCUAAGAAUUUCCACCAAGCCUAGAGACCCAGACAAUGAACUCUACUUUGCUCAUGGUUUAUUCAGUGCCAAAGUCAAGGAGGGUCUGGAAGAGAUCAAUGCGUUUCUCAGUGACCACCCAAAAGAAGUGGUCUUCUUGGACUUCAAUCACUUCUACGGGAUGCAGAAAUACCAUCAUGAAAAGCUUGUCCAAAUGCUCAAAGACACGUAUGGAAACAAAAUGUGUCCUGCUAUAUUCGCCCAUGAAGUCAGCCUCCAGUACCUGUGGGAAAAGGAACACCAAGUGCUGGUUUUCUACCACAGUCCAGUGGCUCUUGAGGUACCAUUUCUUUGGCCAGGCCAGAUGAUGCCAGCUCCCUGGGCAAACACCACAGAUCCGGAAAAACUGAUUCAAUUCCUCCAGGCAUCAAUCACUGAAAGAAGAAAGAAGGGCUCAUUUUUUAUAUCUCAAGUAGUGCUGACGCCAAAGGCUAGUACAGUGGUGAAAGGGGUUGCUAGUGGUCUCAGAGAAACGAUCACAGAAAGGGCUCUUCCUGCAAUGAUGCAGUGGGUCCGAACUCAGAAACCAGGAGAAAGUGGUGUGAAUAUUAUCACUGCAGAUUUUGUAGAACUUGGUGAAUUUAUCAGCACAGUCAUAAAGCUCAACUAUGCCCUGGAUGAAGGUGAAGAUGACACUACUUGAUAGUACUAUAAUGUGUGUUGUUGCAUUAUUUAGAAUUUAAAAAGAAAGAUUGCAUUUUAAAAGAAUUAUCUUGUAAAACAGUAAUGUUCUUAUAAACGCUGAGGUGUUUAGGGCUUUAGUGGGUGGGUGUAGGGGAAAUGUUUUAAUCAUUUAUGACCAUUUUUUACAUUUGUGUUUCAUGUGAAGAGGAAAACUAAACGUGUUUACAGUGUUUGAUAAAAGAAGGCCAUUUAAAUGUUUUCCAUGACAUACUAUAUGUGAUUCGUGUGUCUUCUAUGGUUAUGAACAGUGCCAAGAAAUCUGCUGCUUUCAGCACAAUGAGAUAUAUAUUGCCCUCUGCCUGCCCACAGCAGGAUUCCUUGAUGGUGUGUUACACCGAGAGAGGACAGUAUAUCUGGCCCGAAAAUUUUAAGCCGCUAUGCUUCGUCUGUUAGGUGGUUCAACUGAUAGUAUUUAUCAGUGAGCUACAGGUUUAAAUGCCUUUGUGAAGUGAAUCCAAAGUCAUGCCUCUAACACGCGCAUAAUCAGUGAACUGUAAACAUGAUGUAUUACAUAGCUUUCACAGAGCACAGAUUAAAUCCUGCUUGCUUUUCAUUCUCAAAAUGGGAUUUUCCAAUGUCUCUGCCCCAGGUCAAGUCAGCAGAUAUGUGAUGCUGGCCUUACCCUGUACUGGGAGCUGCCAGUGCAUUUUUUCCCUGGUUUUAGCAGACACUAAAUUAGGCUAGCUUGGAGCACCACUUCCUCCUAAGAUUAAUCUUAUGUGACUAAAUCUUAUGUGACUAAAACUGCACUUAAAAAAAUAGGGACAGUCUAAGCUUCCCUUUAAGGCAGCUACGAACAUAACAUUUCUCUGCUGAUUACCAAAAAAUCAGUGCCAGUUUCAUCAGCGAAAAAUUCCUGUAUUACAGGGUGUAGUAGUUCAAUUUCUAGCAAAUAACAAUGCUCUAUAGUCCUUAAGUUGUUUGUAGGAUAUUAUACUACAUAACACAAGGUUAGAAUUCUACUGAAUGGCACUGUCCUAGCAGCAGAAUCACUGAUCAUCCUUAACCAUUUUAAUGAAACAUAUAUAAAAUUCAAAUGUAUGGAAAUCUUAGUGAUUUAUAAAAUGAAAGCAUUGCCACUGUAUGACACCUAACUGGAUGCAACGCAAUCAAUCAUAUCUCCUGGAAACAUCAAUGCACAGGCAUACAACUUUGUAAAGCAAAACAUUUCAUUUGUGCAAAACAAUAGAUGCUACAAUGUCUUACAAGAAAAAUGCUCUUUGAAAUAUUUCAGGGCUUUUUGGGAUAAGGCUAAGGUCAAGUUUCCAUGGAUAUUACUAGAACUUUUGGUUGUGUGAGAAAAGAGAAUGGCAUCAUAUAGUCCUUUGCUAUUUUCUGUCAGAUGAUAAGGAGUACCAUCUACCAUCAGAGUUUAGAAAAACAAAAAUGGUCUUAAAAAACAGGUGGUUUAUGGGGUGUUACAGGGGUUUUGUGGGAUUUUUUUAGUUUGGGAAGAAGUGGAAUAAAAUGAACACUUGCUGCUAUUUUGUACUGAGAGGGUGCCUUGGAAAAAGUGUGCGUGUGUGUGUAUGUAGUAUAAUGACACAUUUAAGUGUAUGUAUAUGAUACAAAGACAUCCAUGCACACUUGCAUAAUGAUAUUCAGGUUUUUGGACAGGAUUAUUAUAAAUUUGGUUGAAAAAAAUUUAUGAUGCCUCCUUCAGUAGCAUUUUUUUCUAUAUAGAUUAGGACUGCAAGAUUCAUCCCCAGUGAAAUCUAUGAUCUAAGCCAGUUAGGUUUUUUACAGCAUUAAAACUUCACCCGAACAGCCUCAAAAAUUUACCAAGAGUCACAGCCCAUCUUUGCAUUGAACAAGGUUGACUCUAGUGCUUUCAACUACAACUAAGCAAGAUAUGAGGUGGGUUGAUGCACUUUGUUUCCAUUUUCAACAGGCUCUCCAAGCAAAAUUAAUGUAAUGAACACAUAAAACGAAACAUAAGCCUAUGUUGUUUUUGAACCCACCCUGUGUGGGUGUCCCACAUAGAAACAUUAAAAUGUUUGCUUAUUUAUUGAUGUUGUGGUGUGAAAUACUCUUUUCUUUUUUGUUUGGCUGGAUUUGUUUGCUUCCAGAAUCUUCCUUUUCAGCUGUUUAAGUAUAGUCAAAGAGUUAACCUAUCCUUUUAAUAUAGUAAAGUAAUCUGAAUCCUUGGGUGGAGAAAAAAAAUAGGUUUCUUUAUUUUGGAUUUUGAUUGAAAUCCUGUUGAGCAUCAGCACCACUGAGUUCCUCCUGGGACCCCCUGCUCAAACACACACCAGGCACACCAAGCCUUUAGCUUACACAGAAGUGUACUCAAAGCAAAUGUUCUGCUGUAUUUAAGAAAAGUGUGUGUGUGUGUGCCUGUAUUUAUGAAUAAAUAUAGUGCUAUGUUGAGCUUGUUAGCAUUGUUAUGAAAUGUUCGCUUAGUGUCAGUUUUAUUCUAAUUGUCAUUUGGGUACUGGAAAAUAAAAGCAAAGAAAAAAACCCUCUGACAAGAAGGAUAAUAGAUAAAUCAUAUAGUUUCUCCAUUAAUAGGAGAAAAAAAUCUUAGCAGAAUGUUAAAUUUUGGUCAGAAAAAAAUAUGUUAUUUAGCUGUCAAUCUCCUUUCUGUUGGAGAAGCACAGCACUUUACGUUAGGGACAGAUAAACUUGCCUUAAUUACUAAAACAAAAAAGUGUGGGGGGGGCCAUACUACCCAUGCUUUUCUGGGGAUUUCAUCUGCAAGGCCCCAAAACUCUUAAGUCUUGAUGGGGAUGCACUUCCUGUUGAUACUGUUUGGCAGGUCUUGCCAGAAAAGAACAAGCCAGAAGGCACUAUGCAGCACAAUUGGACCAUUCAGGAGCCCAGCUUUGUCAUCCAUAUGCAGCUAAAACUCUUUGAUUUCAACCAGAAAUGUGGCUGCAGGGUUGGGUCAGAUAAGUUGUUCUGACCUGAUUUGUUUGAGAGGUUUCUGCACAUGUAUUAUGAGGAAUCUUACAUGGGAAAUGAGAUAACAUCAGACAAAAAAUACCUGUCUACAGUAAUGAUCUUCAUAAGCAUCUAUUUACACAAACUGUCAUGUCAUUCUCCAUCAAAACCUUUUUUUUCUUCCUGUGCUCAUUUCCCCCCUUGCUAUGUUCAUUGUAUACAUAUCAAGUAGUAUUUUUUUCUGACAUUUUUACAUGGUUACUUGAUCCUUUUUCACUCGUAUUUGAAAAAAUGCAACACAUGCAGUGUCUCAACUGGUGUAAACCUACCUGGCUCCAUUUUCCAGUUUACACGGUCUUUCUUUGGUACUGAUCCAACCUGCAGCAAUUUGGACCAAAUAAGCAGCUGGUCCCUGGGUCUGAUACCUGCCUUGUGUAGAGAGUGGUAGGAUCAGAAUCACACCACAGGAGCCUAGUUUUAAAAUCAGUAGGUUAUUUACAUUCCUUUGCUCUUGGUUACUUCAGUGGUUUUGUAGGUCCUGCCAUUUCAAGCCAUUCUUUUAAACAUACACAUGUGUGAGUAUAUAUAUAUAUAUGCAUACGUGCAUGAGAAAGAAUGUAUGAUCCUGUAUGCUGGGCUUUCUGUCAUACUGAUACAAAUCUAGACCAUUUCUACUAACUUCAGAGUAGUUACCAAACCUUUAUCCUGGGAUGAGAGGGAGCAGAUAGUCAAUGUGUAGUAAGUAUAUGCUGUGUUGCAAAGGAAAUUUAAAACUCUGGAGCUUAACUCCACAAUAUCAAAAAAAUGGAGUGUCCUGAAAACACAGCUCCAGUGCUGUUUAUCCUGAAUAUAGUAUAUGGAGCACUAGGUAUUAGCAACUGAGUAGGCUAUUUGGUGAUUUCAAGAGUUCAGUUAACACCAUCUUAAACUUCUAAACAUUUCAGUGAAGUAAAAGCUAAUAGUGUAUAUGAUGUAUUUGCCAUAUCUCAGUGGUAGCUUCUGUGUUACGUGCAGUCAACAUUGUUCUGAAUUGUGUAUGUUUACCCAAUGAUGAGGUUAAAAUAUGCUGUAUAGUAUGUGCAAUGUAUUGAUUAGAAGUAUGUUGGAGUUCAGUGAUCUAUUUAUUUUUUACUGUGCUGCUGUUUUGUAGGGGUGUGUGUGUGUAUGGGAGUAUGGAUUGUCUACAGUGUAUGAGGAAAUAAUAAUUAAUCCUAAAGGAAAAGGGCAGUUAUGUAACCUGCCUUAAUGCAUUCACACAAUACUCUCUAAAUCCCAUAAUUAACAGUUCCGAUUUCAAACGUUACUGAGGACUGUCCAUAGGGCUGACUCCCUCACUUUUCGGCACUAAGGAGUGAAGUUACUUGGAGCUCACUUACAUAUUGGUGAAUAAAGAAUAGGAUGUUUGCCUGAUUUACUACCUUGAUUGUUCAAGGGGGCAAAGACAUGUUUUCCAAUGUGAUACAGAUAAAAUCACUUCUGUGCACACACAGCUCCUGCUGAUGCCAGCAGGAAUUGUGAUCAUGUAAUUUGAAUGGCCUAAAAUUCAUCUUCUAGAAUACAAUCAUGACAGGAGGGUGGUGAUAGCCUGGCUUUGAGGAAGUAGCUGGACGCUAUGCAAUACUGCUCAUAUCACAUUCUGGAAUGUAGCUGUAAAUUUGCAGGAAGACUUUUGAACUCGGCUGCAGUCCAAGGCUGGACUGUAAAAAUCUUUACGUAAAAAUAACAGAUGUCAGAGGCUGAGCAGCCUGGCCUGGCCUGCCCACAUACAGCAUUCUGCUUUCAGGAGCUGUGGCAACUUUAAUUUAAAAAUCUGUAAUAAUUUCCCAGUGUGUCACAGGCUCUAGAGCUUUAGUUGGGAAUCUCUACAUUGCCCACAGGUAUGACCCCUCUACCAUUCCCCCAGCCGGGUCUAGCUCUCCCUUCGUGGUUUCUGUCUGAGAUACUUCUGGCUGAUGCCAAGGGUAAUUCUGAAACACGUACUGAACACAUAGAGGGUCCAUCUCAUGCCUCGCCAGUUGGACAGGAGCAGGAAGAGUGUGCCUGCCCUAUGGUACAUUUGGUAUGAAGUCAGCUUCAGUCAGACCCACCUGAACAGCGCUUGAGGGAAGGCAUAAGUCUGAUUUCAGACCCUUUUCUAUUAUCUUUGUCUAGUUAAAAAGCAGCAUCUUCCCCCUCCUUUGCCUUUGUUCAGUGCUCCUUCUGCAUACACAUCCCUUUAACUGCCAGCUGUGAGCAACACUGCUCAAAGUGAGCAUUAGAGGUUUUUCAUCCUCAGUCUCAGUGCACCAUAACAAUCCACAAGUUCUUAUAAGAUGUUAAAUAUGGGGCUAAAAGAUGGCAGUGUCCAACAUCUGAUGUCCUGGGAUGGUUUAACUCCACACUCCAAGUUAGGCACACAUGUCCUCUUAGACUGGCCUCACCUUGGAUGAUGAGAAUUUAAUUACAAAAUUUCUCCUCCCAAAUUAGAAACAGAUUGGAUGAUAUGCCAAUGAGUAUCUCCUAAAAUGGAGGUACACUUAAGCUUUUUUUUUUGAGUAAGAUGACAUGUACUAAUCUCUUCCCUCAGCUCUGGUUUCUACAAAAGUCAAUUUGACCAGUAGAGAUUUCUUGAGUAGCUGAAAUCAGUUUUGCUGUGAAGCUGGGAUCCUUAAAGUAGAAUCCUGAGUUCAUGUGUAAUUAUUAUUAUUGAAAAUAAACACACAUGGUUAAAACUUUAAUUUUAAAAUAUCUGGGCUGGCCAGGACAGUUGAUAAGUUUUUGACUGCCUCAGUCAUCAGUAGCUUUAGGAUCAUGUAGGUGAUGAUUAGGAUGUUACUGCCACACUGCCUCCUGACACUGUUCAGGGUCUCUGUAUAGAAGCCUUAUUAUUCCCAGUGAGCAUUAAUGUGUUUGAAUGAUUUCUCCAUUUUGGUGGAAGGAUGAUUGUGUAACACUGAGGACAUGGAGCUCCCUGUGUGUUGUGCCCACAAAGGUUCACAGAGCUGCACCUUCUCUUUUUAGGAUCUAUUCAAUGGUACUUUAAUGUUGUGUAAAAAAUGCCUACAGUUCUGUAUAGCAAAUGUGAAUUUUUAUGACAAGAGUGUGUAUUCAAUGUAAAAAAAAAGAUUAACAUAAAAUCCUGUUUCUUUGUAUCCAGUGAAACAUCUAAUAAAGCUCUGGUACCUGUA